AUGCCCACGAGCCUGCGGUUCCUCAUAGCGGAGAACUUCUUCGGCUCGGACUUCGGGUUGAGGUUCGGAGACUUUUUGGAGGCCGCGAGGGUGCACGAUGCCGAGCGGAGCACGCAGGUGAAGGCGCCUGCGGACCGCUUGCGACCGCCGCCGAGAAGAGUCAAGGUGGGGGGUCAGUGGCUGCCGAAGCCCCCGCCGCCGGUGAAGAAGAAGAUCCCGUGGCGCCAGGUGGAGUCGCCCGCGCCUGCUGCGGGCAAGGAGAAGAGCGCCAAGGUGUUCAAGAAGAAGGAGAAGAAGAAGAAAAAGAAGAAGAAGCAGAAGGAUCAGUCGGUUCGGACCCCUUUCGCGAACCUCGAGGGGCACAUCGACGGGUCCGAGGAGUGGAAGCUCAAGGACUGCAAAAUAGAGAAGUGGAAUUGCGAGGACCGCGCCAAGAGGUUGAACAAGAAGGUGGUGCUAUUUGGCUUCAGGGUGCAGUGCCCCUUCUGCUUCAGGCUGCCGCCGUCUCCCAUCAGGGAGAAGCAGUUGGCGGCCUUCCGCAAGACCAGCAGGGAGGAGUUCGAGCGUCAGAGGGCUCCCAAGAAGCAGCUGGCGUCGGCUACGGCUGCGAGUUCUUCGGCCUGCCCAAGGGUGACGGUGCAGAAGAACGCGUUCCUCAAGAAGUUCAAGCAGAAACGCAAGUGCCAGGAGAAGCAGGCCAUGGCGGUGGAGCCCAGCGCGCCGCAGACGGAGGGGGAGAUGGUGAAGGAGACGGACAAGGACAGGCAGCUGGAGGACAUCGACGCGAUGGCCAGCAAGCAGCAGACGACCAAGGACAACCUGACGGAGUUGAUCCAGUCGCUGCAGCCCGCCCUGCACACGGGCACGGAGGAGGCGCAAACCAGGGUGAAGGCGCUCACCCAGCAGGCCGAGAAGGCCCUGACCAACGCGGAGGAGAGCCUGGCGCGACCCAAGCGCCUGAGGAACCUGGUGGAGGCCAAGCGAACCUCGGGCGUG
This is a messenger RNA of Prorocentrum cordatum, 996 nucleotides long. Lineage: Eukaryota; Dinophyceae; Prorocentrales; Prorocentraceae. The record is from the annotation of a GenBank genome assembly.